Molecule: messenger RNA, 3893 nt
Organism: Phragmites australis (common reed)
Lineage: Eukaryota; Viridiplantae; Streptophyta; Magnoliopsida; Poales; Poaceae
Exons: 13
Coding region: 114-3665 (1183 amino acids)
Molecular function (GO): ATP hydrolysis activity
Source: RefSeq, a predicted model, not a curated record
CGACGGUUACGUAAACGAUCGACACAGUCGUGGUUUCCGUCUCCUGCCACGUGACAGAUCGAACCCACAGAACGGCGGCGCCUCCCGCUCCCGCCGCCUGCCUCGCCGGCCCGAUGGCCGCCGCGCCGUCGAGGUGCCUCCUCAUCACUGGCCCGCCUGGCGUGGGGAAGACGACGCUGGUCAUGCGGGUGUUCGAGACCCUCAGGGCAUCCCACCCGCACCUCAACAUUCGCGGCUUCUACACCCGGGAGGUGAGGGAGAGUGGAGAACGGGCAGGGUUCGAGGUCGUCACGCUAGACGGGCGAAGCGGGCCGCUGGCCUCAUCCAAGGUUUCCAGUCCAGAGUCUGCUAGACGGCCUACUGUUGGGAAGUACAAAGUAGAUAUAGCAUCUUUGGAAUCACUAGCAUUACCUGAGCUGCAGGUCAAGGAAGAAACAGAUCUCUUCAUCAUUGAUGAAGUGGGUAAAAUGGAGUUGUUCAGUUCAGCAUUUUUCCCGUCUGUAUUGAGAGUUAUUGAAUCCAAUACCCCAGUGUUGGCCACCAUACCAAUUCCUAGAUAUGGCCGGGACAUUCCAGGAGUUGCGAGGUUGAGGAAUCAUCCUGGAGCAGCUGUUUUCACCUUAAAUACCGGUAAUAGGGAUACGAUGAGAGAAACUAUCUACAAUCAGCUAAGCAGUUUGUUGCAGAAGAGGGAAUUUUCACCCAAAGAGGCACAAGCUUUUGCAGGGAUAUACAUGCAAGAGUGCCAGGUAAAGAACAGAUCAAAGCCUCUCCCGGCAUCUGUUACAAAUGUCCAAGAGGUAAAGACUAACCAGCUGGAGAUCAGGGGCAGGAGAUGUAGAAGUGGCAAGGGGAAGAUGGCGCGAGUGGGCAUAAUAAAGGCGAAGGGAAAACCAAAAGGAGGGUGGGUGUGGGCAAAGGCAGAAGCUUUCGCUUUCCCGGCUGUUGCUUUCCUUCCUCUUCAUGGGCUUUGCCAUCGAAGCAUACGCUGGAUCUCUGUGGCAGGAACCAUCAUGUUGCAGUACCUGGACUUCUCUCAUGCCAGCACCUCAAGGAAGUGGACACACAAGAGACAGGGUGAUGGAUUUGAAGCUCCGAGGAACAGCAUGGAGUUCGCCUUGGAGGCUUCCCACAGCUACGGUGUUUUCCAGGAGGAUGUCCCGUAUUCCUGCAAUAUGAAGCAAUACCCCAAAUCAGGGCUCAGCCACAGCUCUGUCCCAAUUAAGAAGCUAAUCCAUGAGGACAUUUCCUUCAGAACAAAUGAAAGUCAGAAGAGACCAGGUGUCAUCGCCAGAUUGAUGGGCAUGGAUUCACCCCCACUGAACACAACCACUGAACCCAGCAGCCAUUCAGAGGAAAGAAGGCAAGAGAUAAUCCCAAGGCCAAUGCCAAGAAGAGAUCCUGACGAAACGAUCUCAACCAAGCAUGUCUCCUUCGUGCAACACAAGGACUCCAUCAGACAUGCACCGAAGCAAGAGAUCCGCGCAUACGAGGAUGAGAGGGAGCUCUUUGGCCAGCUGAGCAAGAAGAGCAAUGGGGAAUGGAGUAACAAGCCGCAGCCGCGAGAGCACCCGCAGGAGGAGGAGCUGCAGAAGUUCAAGAAGGAGUUCGAGGCGUGGCAGGUGAGCAGGGUGUGGGAGCAUUCAAGAACUCUGGAUCUGGAUGGCCAUCUCGACGAUGACAAGUGCACAAACAUCGUGCCGUACAGGUACCAGCAUCAGCACAAAGGGAAAGAUGCCAACAAUGGCAGCAAACACAUGCACUCCAAUGACGAUGGGCAUUGGAGAAGAAGCAAGGAGAGCAGCACGUCGAUCUCCGGGAGCCGUACGUUCUCUCUGACAAGCGCGGACGCCUGUCCCACGAGGUUGCCUCUCUCGAGGUUCUACCACGAGGAGGAGGAGAGGUCGUUGUCGCCGACGAAGAUAGUCAUCCUGAGGCCCUGUCCGGAGCUGAGCACGGACGACAUCGAAGAGUCUUCGCUGGGGUCGCCAGAGCUGGUGAAGAAGGAGAACAACAUGGAGGCCUUCCUUGAGGAGGUGAAGAACAGGCUAAAGAUUGAGCUCGAGGGGAGGAUGACCUCAGACGACAAGGCGGACCGGUGGGGCGGAGGCGACAUCCCGGCCGAUCCGAAGCAGAUCGCACGGAACAUCGCCAACCAGAUCAGGGAGACUGUCACAAGGGACUUGCACCCGGCGUUGGUACGGUCGGAGUCGACACGGUCGUACCGCAGCGACGUGCCAUUUAACGGGCAGAGCCAGAUGGACUACAUCGGCAGAGAUGCCAGGAGGCAACUGUCUGACAGGCUGAAGAACGUGCUGAGAAGGGAGCCGGACGCCGAGCCGCCGUUCUCCCACCGGAGGACGGCCACCUCGACGUCGUUCGACGAGGAGCCAAGGCCCAAGCCGAGGCACGACGUGGCAUCAAGGAAGGUUAAGAUCAGGAGCAAGGAGGAAAAGAAGUGUGCGAUCGAGUCCGACGUCAGGUCCUUCAGACAUGGAUCGUACAAGACACCAGUCCAAAUCGACUCUGGGCCAGUGUCGCCGAGAAACCUCAUCAGGUCGUUCUCGGCGCCGGUGUCGGGGACGACCUUCGUGAAGCUGCUCUCGGAGGAGCCGCGGGUGCUGACUGGAGCACGGCUGCAGCGCAAGCAAGAAGGCCACGGGAACAGGCCGUCGUCAGAGGAGAGGAAAGGGAGGAAGGACGCGUUCAACAUCAAAGGCAGGGUGUCCAACUUGAGGCAGAACCUGGGGCUCAGAGCGAAGCUGUUCGGCAAGAAGUUUCACUCCGCCGACGAGUCGUUUCCCGACGACCUUCCUCCGAUCGGUACACUCAUCACCGCCCCUUCGGUUCUCAUACACCCCGGCGUCCUCCAGGAGAACUCCACCGAGGUGCCGCCGAGCCCGGUGUCAUGGUGCAGCAGCCCACCCGAUGAGACGAUCAGGGGAGGCUACCCGAGUCCUGUGUCGCCAUUGGAAGCCUCCUUUAGCGAGCACCGUUCUCCCUUGAGGACGGCAGCUAAGGACAUGAGCUCAAGUGCUUCUGAACCAGGGAACUUGUCAGAACAAGUCCAGACUGAAGAACUCGCUGAGCCAAGUCCUGUCCAGGAUGACGACUCGGACGAGAUGGAUCACCCCAUCAAAUCCUUCGUCAGGGCGGUUCUUGUCGUUGCUGGCCUUUACGGCCAGAGGAAGAGUCCUGACAACUUGUUAUCAGACUGCGAAGCGAAGCCGAUCCCCAAGUGGGUGUUGGAGGAAGUCGAGCCAUCGUCCUCAAACCCGGCGGCAUCAUCAGACGGCAGCGCGGCGACCGUCGACCACCGGCUCCUCUUCGACCUGAUCAACGAGGCGCUGCCGGGAGCCGUCCGGGCCUCGACGACGCUGUGCACGUUCGACAAGUGGCACGCGGCGGCGCCAAGAAGAGUCCCCAGUGGCAAGAAGCUACUGGACGUGCUGUGGAAGUCUGUGCAGGUGUGGCUAGAACCGCCGAGCGACUUGUCGAGGUCGAGCUCCGUGGACGGGCUGAUCGGCCGUGACCUGAGUGUGUCGUCGUGGAACGGCAUGUUCCGCGACGACGCCAACGCACUGGGCCAGGAGGUGGAGGCGGAGAUACUGGACGAGCUGGUCGACGAGACUGUGUGGGAUGUGCUCCUCAACGUGGGGGACUGAUUGCGUUCUGAUGGGUCUCUUCUGACGAGUAUACUUGUAUAUUUUGGGGUGCUUUUUUCAACCUCUUUUUCUGAUCGAGUGUUGCCCGGAUUUGUGAUGAGGUGUUGUUGAGUAAGAAGUGUUACUAAGUUCGUGUGUGAAAGGAUGCUGAAUUGUCCUAGAAAUGCAUAAAGAAGCAAAAAGAGAGUGAAGAAAAGAAAACUUAAAUGCUUGGUGUCGUUUGGUCUA